Molecule: messenger RNA, 2069 nt
Organism: Galdieria sulphuraria
Lineage: Eukaryota; Rhodophyta; Bangiophyceae; Galdieriales; Galdieriaceae
Product: molecular chaperone DnaK
Exons: 1
Coding region: 48-2033 (661 amino acids)
Biological process (GO): protein refolding; endoplasmic reticulum unfolded protein response; cellular response to unfolded protein
Cellular component (GO): nucleus; membrane; endoplasmic reticulum chaperone complex
Molecular function (GO): ATP-dependent protein folding chaperone; misfolded protein binding; ATP hydrolysis activity
Source: RefSeq, a predicted model, not a curated record
UAAGUCAUAAUCGAUUUUUGAGGAUCCGUAGAAGUUUUGAUUGUAGGAUGAAAGUUAUCAAGUUUCUGUGUGGUAUUUUCUUCUUAUUAAUAUGUGUUAUUUGCUUUGCAACUGCUGGAGAACAGUCAGUUGGAACUGUUAUAGGUAUAGAUUUGGGUACAACCUAUUCCUGUGUUGGCGUCAUGCAAAAUGGCAAGGUGGAGAUCAUUGCAAACGAGUUGGGUAAUAGAAUAACCCCUUCCUACGUUUCUUUUACUCCGGAGGAAAGAUUGGUGGGGGAUGCUGCUAAGAAUCAAGCUCCUUUGAACCCAACCAAUACUAUUUAUGAUGUGAAAAGAUUUAUUGGUCGCCGAUUUGACGAACCAACUGUACAGAGAGAUAGGAAGUUAUUGCCAUACGAAAUUGUGAACAAGGAUGGAAAGCCUUAUAUUCAAGUGGAGAUAAAAGGAGAGAAGAAACAAUUUGCACCAGAGGAAAUAUCAGCUAUGGUGCUUGGUAAAAUGAAGAAGAUUGCUGAGGAGUUCCUUGGAAAGGAAAUCAAAAACGCAGUAGUAACUGUCCCGGCAUAUUUUAAUGAUGCUCAACGUCAGGCAACUAAAGAUGCUGGUACUAUUUCAGGCUUGAAUGUUUUACGCAUUAUCAAUGAGCCCACUGCUGCGGCUAUUGCAUAUGGUUUGGAUAAACGUGGAAAAGAGAAAAACGUUUUGGUAUUUGACUUGGGAGGUGGAACCUUUGAUGUCACUUUAUUGACCAUAGACAAUGGUGUCUUUGAAGUUGUGGCUACAAAUGGUGAUACCCAUCUUGGCGGUGAAGACUUUGAUCAAAGAGUAGUAGAUUACUUUGUAAAACUGUUUAAGAAGAAAUAUGACAAAGACUUGACCAAGGAUAGGAAAGCAAUGGCCAAGUUGCGACGCGAAGUUGAAAAAGCCAAGAGAGCUCUGUCGUCGCAGUCACAAGUCCGAGUAGAGAUUGAAUCUCUUUACGACAACCAAGACUUUUCUGAAACUCUUACUCGCGCACGUUUUGAGGAGCUUAAUGCUGAUCUAUUUAGAAAGACUUUGAAGCCUGUUGAAAAGGUUCUACAAGACGCCGAAAUGAAAAAGUCAGAAGUUGACGAAAUUGUUCUAGUUGGAGGCUCUACUCGUAUUCCAAAGGUACAGGAACUCUUAAAAGACUUUUUCAAUGGGAAAGAGUUGCAUAAGAAUAUUAAUCCAGACGAAGCUGUCGCAUACGGUGCUGCUGUGCAAGGCGGUAUUCUCUCAGGAGAAGGCGGUGAACAAACAAAGGAUAUGGUGCUUCUCGACGUUACUCCUUUAUCUUUGGGUAUCGAAACUGUUGGUGGAGUUAUGACGAAGCUUAUCAAACGAAAUUCUGUGAUCCCUACAAAGAAAACACAAAUAUUCACUACAUAUCAGGAUAACCAAGAAGUUGUUCUGAUUCAAGUUUUUGAAGGUGAAAGAGCUAUGACCAAAGAUAAUCAUCUUCUGGGCAAGUUUGAGUUGAAAGGGAUUCCGCCAGCUCCUAGAGGAGUACCUCAGAUUGAAGUUACCUUUGAAAUAGACUCUAAUGGCAUACUUAGUGUUUCUGCAGUUGAGAAGGGUUCGAAUAAAAAGGAGCAAAUAACCAUAACCAACGACAAAGGACGACUGUCGCAAGAAGAGAUUGAAAGAAUGCUCAAGGAAGCUGAAGAAUACGCAGAAGAAGACAGGCGUCAGGCUAAAAAGGUCGAAGCUAGAAACGGAUUAGAAAACUAUAUUUAUUCAGUAAAGAAUUCAGUAGAAGAUAAACUAAAGGAGAAGUUGUCUGAAGAGGACAGGGAGACCAUUCUUUCGGCUAUAAAGAAUACGCAGGAAUGGUUGGAAGACAAUGAAGCUACAGCUGACUAUGAGGAACUGGAGCAUCAAAGAAAGGAACUGGAAGAUAUAUGCUCACCCAUUAUAGCGAAAGUUUAUCAAGACAUGGGUAGUGCAAGUUCGAGUGCUACUGAAGAUGAUGAAACAACUUCUGAAGAUGAAGGUCACGAUGAAUUAUAACUUUGUUGUAUAAACAAUAAAAAAGUGAUACUUGAU